Molecule: messenger RNA, 3638 nt
Organism: Malurus melanocephalus (red-backed fairy wren)
Lineage: Eukaryota; Metazoa; Chordata; Aves; Passeriformes; Maluridae
Product: inositol 2-dehydrogenase-like
Exons: 9
Coding region: 204-1802 (532 amino acids)
Biological process (GO): NADPH regeneration
Cellular component (GO): cytoplasm
Molecular function (GO): nucleotide binding; oxidoreductase activity
Source: RefSeq, a predicted model, not a curated record
CCCGCCGUACCUAAGGCCAUGUUGUGGUCAUCCCUGGCUUUCCGCAGCUCCUCCCGGAGCUGUCCCACCGUUUCAAUGUCUUCCAUCGUUCGGUGAGCCGGAGCGGGGCCUCUCCCGGCGCCGCGGGGCUCGGAGCGGGGCCGCUGCCGGGCAACGGCGUGAGGCGGGCGGGCCUUCCGCUUCCGAGUCAGCGGGGCCGGGCCAUGGGGCGGAGGAGGAAAACGCUGCACGACUACGCGGCCGAGUUCUCGGAGCUAUCGGUGCGGCGGGAGCCGGCGGGGCCGAGCUGUUCAGCCGUGGAGACGCUGCUCUGCACGCCGUGCCAGCUGCCCCUGAGGGUGCGGCGCGACCGCAUCCUGGAGCACCUCAGCUCGGGCCGCCACUGCCGCAACCGCCGCCUGCUCCGCCAGAUCGGGCUGCGCGCCCCGGGGCUCCGCUCUGCAAGUCCCGACUCCAGCCUGAGCCUGAGCCUGCCGCUGCCACUYGACGUGCCCUCCCUGCUCUCCCAUCCCUCUUUCGUCACCGCUGGAUCCAGCACCAGCUACAGCAUGGUCCCYUCCCCGCCCUCCUACCACAAGAUGCUGGUUCCCCACCACCCCAUCACCGCCACACAGAGGGAUGACCCAACGCCCUCCACCUCUGCUGGCCACCCCUCACCCCUGGCCACCUUCCACACUGGCAUUACACCUCUUGGCCAAAGUGGGGCURCACCCGAUGCCUCCAGCAGCCCGGCACCCUUCUCAUGUCACGGUGGCAGCGGCGCUGGCCUCGUGCUCUUCGGCGCAGGGCUCGUGAGCAAAGCCCUGUUGCAAAGCCUGAUGGAGGAAACGAGCUGCUGCCUGCUGUAYGUGGUGGAGGAUCGGCCGGAGGAGGUGGAACGUGCCUUUGGUGCCGAGGUCCCGGCUGGCACCAGGGUUCUGCGGCAGCAGGACGCCGCCGUYGCGCUCGGAGAUCCACGRGUCUCUGGAGCCAUUAUWUGUUCUCCACCUGAYGAAGCCCCUGAGAUGGUMAAAGAAGCCUUACGAGCAGGUAAAGGUGUGUUCUGCGAGGGGCUGCCCAGCUUGGACAGGCAGACAGCAGAAACCUGUUUCGAUGAGGCCGACAAGUGUCGGAGGCCACUCGUGUGUGGCUUCUACAAGCGCUUUGACCCAGCCCUGCAGUUCUUGUACAAGAAGGUGCGGGACAGCCGGGCCCUGGGCAGGAUCCGUCGGAUAUCCACCAUCAGCAGCCUCUAUCCAGCAGCCUCUCUGAGCCUCCUGAAAGCCUCAGGUGGRAUUUUUUACAACGCUGCUGUGCAUGACAUAGAUAUUAUCAGUUURUUGUUGGGAGAGAGUGUGCCAGAUACAAUAUUUUCCCUGGGCCAUGCCUUCUGUGCAGACAUGGGCUGCCUGAAGGAUGUGGACACAGUUGCCAUCAGCAUGAAGUUCCCCAGYGGAGCCAUUGUCACUCUGGAUGUCAGCCAGCACUGCACCAGGAGCUGUGACCAGCGGCUGGAGGUUCAUGGAUCUCAAGGGACAUUACGGGUGGACAACCAGAACCCUCUGGGUAUCACAGAGCACGGGACUUCAGUGUCCAUCUGUCCCCAAACCCAGGCAGAACGCUACAGGGAUGCACACAGGGAGCUCAUCAGGCACUUCCUGAGAACUCUGAAAGGCCAGGAGCUCCCUGUGAUCACCAAGGAGCAGUUCCUGUGCACCAUCCAGGUGGCUGCAGCAGCUGAGCAGUCCUGGAGGAAYGGCUCUGCCGUGGAUCUGCACAGCGGUGCCGCGGAUCCGGCCGGACCAAAGGCUGCAGCUGUGUGACAACCACUCAGUGGGGACACAGCAAGGACUUCCCACCUAGUGGCCUCAGGAUAAGCCUGGAUGGAGGUUUUUACAUUCCCACUGGGAGUGCCCAGCAGACAAAGGCACUUCUGAACCAGGAGCAUUGGGUGCUGGGAUGGUGCAGGAUUUCUACCACAUCAGUCUGAGCCUGCAAGAAAUUCCUGAGCCUGCGUGUGGUUUGGUCCAGGUGGCUUUUCCUCCUGGAGAGUGCUGCUGGCCAUGGAGCUCUGUUUUCCCAGGAGAAAAAUGAUGCUUCUUGGGCCAGCCAGGGUGGUGUAGGACCGCUAACAGCUGGGAUGAGGGAGAAGCUCCCCCUUGGAGAGGGAAUGGCCACUGCCURUCUGGAGGAGAAAUCACAAGCAAGUGUCUUCCCACGAUUGAGGUGAUGUAAUGCUCAAAAAAAUAUGGGGGUGAGUGUGUUUAGAUUGGAUAUAUGGAAGAAAUUAUUCYCUUUGAGGCUGUGAGGGGCUGGAAUGGAUUUCUGAGAGAAGCUGUGGCUGCCUCAUCCCUGGAAGUGUUCAAGGCCAGGUUGGAUAGUGGAAGGURUCCCUGCCCAUGGCAGGGGGUGGGACUGGAUGGUCUUUAAGGCUCCUUCCACCCAAACCAGUCUGGGAUUCCAUGAUCCUGUUUGAGACACAGACCCCAGCAGAAAGCAGAGCCACAGUCCAGCUGGUGUUGCUGCCAGGAUCUUUGGACUUUUGUCAUGUGUGGAGCUCUCUGCAGACAUGUGGCUCUGACUGUUCCUGUCUGGCUGUCAGUUUUCAAGAUCUUCUGAAAGAUUUUUUGUUGUAUUUUUAUUGAAUUAUGACAACGUUUUUACCUUCUUCCAUUUCAAGGCAUUAGUUUGUAAACUUCUUGCAAGAACCUUUAGUUCAAUCAAUUUUCAAUUCCUACCUAUGGAAUAAGUGYUCCUAAAACUAGAAAUAGUGGUGACAUUUGUAAAUUAAGACAGUUCUCUUUGGGAAAUGGUUUUUAACAGUGUAAUUUUUCAAGCUCUGAAAAAGUGUGAUUUAAUGCUUGUUCUGCAUUUCAUUCACUAUUUUUAGCCAUUUAUUGAGGGGAAAAAAAUUAUGUAUCCAGAAGCCUCCUUUUGUCUCUCUGUACUCAUUGURGCAGUUUAGURCUCACUGGUGGGUUUCUUUUUGGUSUCAGCAGCUUCAGGCCCUUUGAGGUCCUGCAGGUGAAGGUUUGCUCUGGGUUACGAGGGCACUUUCUGUCCACUUUUAAUUGCCUGAUCCAGCAAUUCCCCCAUGUGCUCAAAAAAAAACCCCAAAACCCCCAAAACAAAAGAGAAACCUCAGCUAUAAAAAUAACACAUUUUCCGAAGAUGACAGUACAAAAAAGUACAAUUCCUACYGCGGAGUGAUCCGUUAAUACUGCUGGGAACAGCUCUGGGAAUGCUGGAAAUGUGAGUGAUKGUUGCAAAAGCUUUAAAGCAUUAAAGUGCUUUACUGAGCCAUUGCCUGGGGACAUGGGUUCAGUGUCAGACACACCAGGGGAGUUCCCAAUCCCAAAGGAAUCCGGUUCCCAAUCCCUGUGGUGUGAGAGGUGGGAUGGCCAUUGCUCCUGUGCCUCACCAGCACCCGAGGGACAUGAGGGGUAGGACAAGAGGUCACCUCUGUGUGCUGGAGGCUCAGAGCUGCUGUGGGACACCCARACAGAGCAUUGGAGGAGAGUCCUGGGCUCAGGGCUGCAGUGCAACACAUCCAGGGAUCACAUUCCUGCUCCCCUUGCAGAGGGAGCAGCCACUGCCUGCCUGGAGGAGAAGGCACAUCUCGGCUGAGCCCUGCUAGCACUUGAGCUGUUCUCUUGCUU